Molecule: messenger RNA, 8338 nt
Organism: Truncatella angustata
Lineage: Eukaryota; Fungi; Ascomycota; Sordariomycetes; Amphisphaeriales; Sporocadaceae
Exons: 4
Coding region: 206-8176 (2656 amino acids)
Molecular function (GO): catalytic activity
Source: RefSeq, a predicted model, not a curated record
GCCUAAAGUUAUGAUCUUGUCCGCUUACAUCUUCGACCAUGUUCGGUUCUUGUACUCUUCUUCCAAAAUUUCCUGCUUAUCAACUAGAACCACGCUUUAAAGCAUCACCAAUUGUUAUACUCUGAUGGUUCACGAAAACAUCUCGUACUAGAGCCUAGUACACAUACUUCACAUCAGGAUUAAGGACCAUUCAAGGUUGAGUACAAUGUCGUCGACUUUUCUAUCCUUACCACCUAUCGACACCACCUUGAGGCUGUUUGACCAAGAUGCUGCUCUUCAAACUUCGAGGAGGAUACCGCUGCCGCCCAUUGAUACUGAUAUGCGGCCCCCAAGCCAAGACAUACCAGACGAAGUUAUAGCUUCGGCAGCCGAGGCAGUCGCCGAGGCGCUCGGCGUCUCCCUCAACGAUAUUCCCGAGGCUUAUGUUGCGGCGCUCAGACCUGUGGACGGGGUACGGCGGUCGAGUUCCGUCUAUCUCCCCCCGACCGAGCGAACAUGGACGUCGCCUCUCGCACAAGGAUCCGUGGAGAAACGGUUGAGCAUGGCAGUGGCGGAAACACUUGGUCUCGACAGUAAUCAGGUGCAUCGGGACGAUUCUUUUGUUGAUCUUGGAGGGGAUAAACGUGCUGCGAUAGCGCUCAGAGCGAAGUGCAUGAAAGCGGGGCUAUCAGUCCAGACCAGAGAUAUCCUCAACUCAAAGACUAUCGCCGAGCUGGAGACACAUGUAACUCCGUUCAGUCCUUCACCGCUUACCGGGAGGACGACGGACUUGCUGCCAGCCAGUCUUGUGAGCCCGCUGCGACUCAGUUCACCCCUGGCUCCGGUCGCCGCUUCGAGACAAGCCCUGGUUCAACCGCGCCGCUCUAUAUCGAGCCCCGAAGCUCCGGCACCAAUCGUGCCGAAAGUACACCUGAAGCCAAAGGCAUCCAGGAGGUAUCACAACCAAGUCGAGCAAGUCCUCUCACUCAAUGGAGAUGUCGCGAAGGCUUCCGUGCUCAAACCGAAGGCGGGACUUUUUGAGGGUCAAACCACAGCCUUCUUGACCCUAUCAAGUUGCGUGAUCGAGAGACCUCACAACGACGAAAUCAAGCUCCUCAACGCCUACUAUACCAUUCCGCUGCCUUCAAUCAGAGAGGCGGUUGAGGCCAAGGUACCGCCGACGGUCGUUCCAAAAGUAUGGGUAGUGCUUGAACAGAUGCCAAUGGACGACAACGGAAGAAUCCACCGGCGCAAACUCCAGACCUGGAUUCAGAACGCAAAUGAAGAUCUUUACCAAAAGAUCAUGUCUAUCGAUUCACGCGAUUCUAUCGCCAACCCAACUAGUGACAACGAGAAACGAUUACAGAAGGCCGUUGGAAAGGUGCUGAAUAUGGAAUCAAACAGCGUCAACAUGAAUCAGUCGUUCCAAAGUCUGGGAGGCGACGACACGUCAGCGAUGCAGGUGGUGGUCCGAUGCAAGUCACAAGGGCUGUCGUUUAAAGUUGAAGACGUCCUCCAGGCUAUGUCACUCAGCCACCUUGCUACCAUGGCCACACCGAGUGAAGUCCUCGCCGGAAGGGCGAAUGAAGAGAAUUCCGAAGGAUUCGAUCUCACUCCCAUGCAGCGACUGUACUUCCAUACGCCCAUCGGCCAAAGAGCGCCCCAAAAAGUGGAUAGGAAAGGGCGGCAUCGCUUUAAUCAAAGCAUUUUGCUCCGAUUCAAGAAGUCUGUGGCCGUUGAGGAUGUACGUGCAGCUAUCGAAGCUGUUGUAGGACACCACUCCAUGCUUCGAACACGCUUUCGCAUAAAGCAAGGAUCGUGGUCUCAGUAUACCCUUGCAGAGAUUCCCGCAUCGUAUCACUUUGGACAUCACACUGUGGGGACCAAUACCGAAGUUGGCACGGUUAUCGAGCAGGCACAAGCUAGCAUUGAUAUAGAAAACGGACCAGCAUUUGCCGCGCAUCACUUCCAUACUCAUGACGGCCAUCAAAUGCUAUAUCUUGUUGCUCAUCAUCUCGUUACAGAUUUAAAGUCUUGGCGAAUCAUCGUCGACGAUCUGGAGGAACUUCUCAUGAAUGGUAUCUUGGUUUCAGGGCGCUGUAUCUCAUUUCCGGAGUGGAAUAAUCACCAACGGCAACGACUGGAAAGUUUAGAGUCGGCGACGAAGCUGCCAUUCAAAGUCAGUUCUGCAGAUAUGGAUUACUGGGGAGUCAACACUGCUUCAAACAAGUAUGGAAAUACCACGAGUCUUGGCUUCACCUUAGCACCCGACGUCACUGCAGCACUGGAAGUCAGCAAUCGCGCACUUCGAACCGACUCAUCUGACGUGUUCAUGGCCGCGUUGCUUCUUUCAUUCUCGCAGACAUUCCGAGACCGCCAGAGCCCUACGAUUUGGAAUCAAGAGCAUGAUCGAGCCGUCCUAGAUACAGAGAUCGACCUGUCAGAAACUGUGGGAUGGUUCACAUCCUUGUGUCCAUUAGCCUUGACCAUCAUGCCUUCUGAUGAUGUGUUAAACCUUCUCUGCCGGGUGAAAGAUGCGAGACGUUCCGUGGUAGAACGAGGCGUACCAUUCUUCGCAUCGAACAUGCUGAAUGCAGAAACUGCAGAGUCCUUUGCAUCAUCGUUGUGUCCGAUGGAGAUCAUGUUCACGUUUGCUGGUUCCAUGCAGAGUCUAGAGAACCAAGAAAACCUGUUGGAACAGCUGCCUGUGCCUGGAAGAUCGUUGACUUCUAGUACGUCAGAUAUUGGAGCGGACGUUGGCAGAAUCUCUCUGUUUGAAGUCUCUGCUGCUAUAGAUCAGGGUCAUGCUAAAUUCAAGUUUCUCUACAACCGGGACUCUCGGCAUCAAGAUCUCAUCCAGACAUGGGUGCGCAAUUAUGAGACGCUACUACGGGACGUCAUUCAUCGUCUACAAUACCAGAGUCCCGAACUUUCAAUGGCUGAUAUCCCCUUGGUGGACAUGACAUACGAUGGUUUGGCGAAGCUCAACCGAGAAGUCCUACCUAACCUCGGCAUCGAGAUAUCCAACAUCGAAAAUGUCUACCCUGUUACAGCAAAUCAGCAGAGUCUUUUGAUAAACGAGCCUCUCAAUCCUGGAAGCUCGCGCUCUCAGACUGUAUAUGAGCUCAACACCUUCGGAAGGUUAGUUGACAUCGGUCGUCUUUGCGCAGCGUGGCAGCAGGUCGUCCAAAAGCAUCCUGCUUUGCGGACCGUGUUCUUGGAGAGCGUUUCUCGAUUGGGGCUCUUCGAUCAGAUAGUCCUCCGAAGACAUUCUCCCAACAUGCUUUUCAUUGAGAAUGACCACCCCGAUACCGCGCUAUACUCUAUGGAGAAGCUUACACCAAUCAACCUCAUGAAGGGGACCCCUUGGCAUAGGCUAGUGGUUUGUCAGGCUCCAGGAAAGACGCUUCUGUCUCUUGAAGUCAGCCAAGCGUUAUGUGAUGCUGCAAGCAUCACCAUUCUGUUUAAUGAGCUUGAGGAGGUAUAUUUCAACCAUGCAUUGCCUAGUACGGCAGAUGUCCACUACUCAGACUACCUGCGCUGCUUGAAGACAACACCAGUCAGCACUGAAUUUUGGCGUGAAUUGCUCCAGGGUGUUCAACCAUGUCACUUCCCUAGCUUGGUGUCCAGUUCCUUGGACACAAGAGACUACGAGCAUACCUUUGUCGAUCUGACUGUCUCUUAUGAGCAGCUCGAACUCUUUGCCCAGAAAUACAAGUUGGACGUGUCUGCCGUUCUGCGAGUAGCCUGGGCUCUAGUUUUGCGAGCAUAUGUAGGCUCCGAGUCUGCAUGUUUUGGUUACCAAACUUCAGGGCGUGAUAUUCCGGUGGAUGGACUUGAAGAUGCCGUUGGUUGUUUUUCCACCGAGAUGAUAUGCCGACUUGACGUCCACUCCUCGCAAUUCCUUGCGCAACUACUUCUAGACUCGGAAGAAAUUCACCAGGAAGCCCUCCAUCACCAACACGUGUCUGUCGAUAGCAUCCACCAUGCGCUACAAACGAAGGGCCACCGUCUGUUCAAUACCUGCCUGUCAUUCGGCUAUGAAAGUAUCUCUCGAGACCCCCCUGCUGGUGCCAAAUUUCGCCACCUGAGAAACAUGCAAGCUUCUGAACAUGACAUUAAUGUUGACGUCGCUUUCAAGAACGGCAGUGUGGUGAUUGAUCUGGGCCACCGAAUCCUUACAUCUGAUCAGGCCACGCAUGUCGGACAAGCAUUUGGUAGAGCAAUAUCAGCGCUCAUGGAGGUUACUGGAGGACAAGUCAAAGAAAUCGACCUCUUCAGCGACCACGAUCACCAGCAAAUCCUGGCGUGGAACAGUCAACCGAAGAUUGUCACGCCAAAGGAGCAUGUACACGAGCUGGUUGCUAAACAUGCCAUUGAACAUCCUGACAUUCAGGCCGUCUGUGCCUGGGACGGUAACUUCAGUUAUGCGGAACUUGACAAAGUUUCUAUGAUCUUGGCUGGCGCCUUAAGCCAAGCUGGGGUCAAGCAUCAAACGCCAGUUCCGAUCAUUAUGGAAAAAACCCGUUGGGCCGUGCCGGCAAUGCUGGCAGUCCUAAACAUCGGUGCUUGUAUCGUACCAGUUGAUGCUUCAUUGCCCUCCAUAUUUACGUGGGUCAUCAAGAGUGUCGGAGCAAAGGUUGCAAUAGCAUCUGAAAGCGUAAGGCAACAUCUCAAGGAUGUGAGUUGCGAUAUCAUCUUCGUCGACGAUGAGACUAUCGAAUCGCUUCCUGACGAGCCAGCACUGGUCUCCUCGACCAAGACGGACAACGAUGACGUCGCUUGUAUCCUGUUCAAUUCGGAUGUUGUUAAGACUCGCAGGGGCAUUACAUACAGUCAUUGUGCUUUGGCAACUGCCUGCUUGGGCCAAGGGCCGGCUCUGAGAAUCAACCCAUCCAGUCGAGUAAUGCAUUACUCGUCAUACAGUAGCGAUAUUGCUUUGGCAGAAAUCUUCACCACCCUGAUCAAUGGAGCAUGCAUCUGCAUUGGCCAGUCUUCAGAAACGGUCAGCUUCAGUGCUACGGCCCAAAAGAUGAAUGUUAACUGGACAUAUCUUACACCAACUUUAUCUCGCAGGCUCUCGCCAGAGAGCAUGCCUGACAUGGCCAUUGUGUGCUUCCGAACCCAUCAGCUUGAUGAAGAUGUUUAUGCCCAGUGGGCUGGGAAGGCCCGAGUAAUCCUUGCAUAUGGCUCUGCCGAGGCCUGUGUAUUGGGUUUAUCAGCUUCUGAAGUCAAGGAUGCCUACGCGGUUAGAGGCAUCGGUAGUCCUUAUUGCGGAAAUUUCUGGGUUGUGAAUCCCUCCGACAGCAACAAACUAAUGCCUAUUGGCGCUGUUGGUGAACUAGUCAUCUCUUCCCCGACGAUUGCAAUCGGCCACAACUUAGACAAUGGUCCUAUCAGGCUGACCGCCAAGAGCAAGGGUGCUGCAGUUGGCGGUGCUGCACGGCUGCUUAAGACGGGCCAUUAUGUGCGAUAUGUUGAGCAUGGCCAGCUGGAACUGGUUUCGACGCAAUCUGAGAAGGUCAAAAUUGGUGGUGACAUUGUUCAGACCAAUGAAAUUGAACGCAAAUUGCGGAGGUGCCUUGGUCGCAACAUUGAUGUUGCUGUUACGAAGAUUGCCUUCAACUACACUGACAGUGACUCGGCUCCGAUCAUAGCAGCAUUCAUCGAGCUCGACGACGAAUUGUUCCGCGGAGAAGACUUGUCAAGAUUGAGCCCACAGACAAAGGAAAGGCUCUACCUCGCCAAGCAAAUGGCAGGCUUGUCGUUGCGGAGCGCGCUCCCCGACACAUUUGUUCCUGUACGCCAGCUUCCAUUGACGCCUUCGUUUGAAGUGAGCCACCGCGACCUCCAGAAGAUGAUCAGGGGUCUUUCAAAAACACAGCUUCUGGGAUUAGCUCAAGUACCCAACCCUCAAGAGGUACAAGCCGCUGGGAUUGAGCCUCUUCCAUUAACACAGACCGAAGAGCGCAUGCGGACCCUCUGGCAAGAUGUCCUCGGACUUUAUUCUUCCUCGAUCAGAGCCAACGACGGAUUCAUGAGCCUAGGGGGCGAUAUCAAUUUGGCUCAUGACCUGGUUGUUGCCUGCCGAGAGCAAAAGGUUUCAAUCUCAAUCUUAGAUGUCGUCCGAGAUAUGUCCCUUGCCGAACUGUGUCGGGGCAUCACGAUGCCGGAUACUCCAGUCUACCACGCCCAGCAGAGCAGAUACAUGCAACCUAGUCCAUCGAACGCUUUUGUUGACGACGCUAUCGUGCCACAGAUUGGCGACCGUGACAGCAUCGAGGAUAUCGCUGAAGCUUCUGCAACCCAGACCAUGUUCCUGGAGGGCAUGCUCAAAAACCCUCCUGGCAAUGUCAAUUACUUCCUCAUCAAUGUGAGCGGACCUCUCGACUGGGGUAAGCUCGAGAAUGCUUGCUAUCUUCUCACAAUGGCGCACCCCAUUUUGAGAACUGCAUUCGUUUCGCACAACCGACAGCUAUUUCAAACAGUGAUUAGGACUUACCAUCCUGAGUUUCAGCGUUACCAAUCAAAUAGCUGGCGUCUUGGCGGCCUGGCCACGAAGGUUGUGAAGAGAGACCAAAUGAUGCCCGUCGACUUUCGGCAACCGGCAACCAAGUUUUGGUACCUAGAUGCGUAUAAACAAUCAGUUCUCAUCAUGAGGCUUUCCCGCGCACAAUACAAUGACCUCACUUUACCCAUACUCAUCUCAGAUCUAUCCCGGUUCUACGAGCAGGCCGAUCCACCCACCCCAAGACCGGGAUUCUGCGACGUCGUUCGGGCCACCCAGGGCUAUUCUCAGAUCGAUGCCAUCGACUACUGGAAAACAUUACUCGAUGGUUGUUCCAUGACCGAAGUAGUGGCCAAGAACGGUCCCGAAAUACCAACGUCUAAGCUCGACUCCAAGACUGUGUACCAGGUGAUCCCUACCGGAUCUUUGAACAAUUUGGGCAUACCCUUCGAGACCAUCCUGAAGGGCGCCUGGUCUAUCGUCCUCUCUAACCUUUCUGAUUCAGAAGACGUAGUGUUCGGCGAGUCAAGGACAGGGUCUUUCCCAGGCUUGACUGACGCUGUCGGUCCUAAUGGUAACAUCAUCCCAGUGCGCACACAGAUUCCUAUGGUUCCAACAUCGCCGCUUGAAUUUCUUAGAAGUGUACAGAAUCAGCACAUCGCGAGCACGAGCAUCGAUCAUGAGAAUAUGCAGUGGUCUGAUAUUGUGAAGAAAUGCACGAAAUGGCCAGCGUGGAAGAGGUUCUCCACAGUGGUCCAACAUCAGAAUCAGGGCGAGCGUGACGCAAUGAUAAAUUUUACCAUUGGUAAUGCGGCCUGCAAGUUGAACUGCAUCGAGUCCAACCACCAAAACACGGAUGUUUUUGUCAGGUCCAUGACUUCGGGCUCUUCGCACGUCAACAUCUCACUCACCUUUUCUGAGAAGAAGAUACAUCCUUUCUUCGCGCAGGAAGUUCUUUCGAUGCUUUGUUCAACUAUUUCGCUACUCACUUCGGCCUUCAUCAUGGAGCCCAUCUCUCUCAAAGGUCUUCACGACAACUCGACCACUCCACGGAUCCCACUACCCGCAGUGAAGCGCGAGGUCCAGUUUGCAACGCCAGUGGUAUCCGUUUCACCAGAUAAUGCAAGCGCCAUCCAUGCCGUCAUUUCAGCUGGCUGGGAUGGUAUACUUGGUGCACUAGGGAUGGCCGAAGAUAUGCGCUCCAUUCCCUUCUAUGAGUUCACAUCAUCAUUGGUACCUGCAGCAGAACUUGCUCGUUACUACACUGAUAGCAUGCCCCGACUAAAUCUUCCUGGUCUGGUGCAUGCGACAUUCUCUCUCGAGGACAUACUUGAGAAUCCCACCAUGAUGAAACAAUACGAGAUGAUUAUUUCAAGGCAACAGGGUCCUCAACUGAGGAGAAGUCAAAGCUUUGUACACACUGUGAAGCGGCGUCUCACAGUGACAGGAGGACGUAUCUCGCCCAGCCCCACCCAAUCACCGAGGAGGAUCAGGGGAAGUAGCGAGGGUAGCUCCAUGGAAACAAUGACCAAUGGUAGCAGCCAGAGCGACGAAGAGCAUUAUGACGAAGUUCCACCUUUGAUGUCGACGCCCCAACGGAAGGCAACUGGGGCGAAGGCUUUUGAGAUGAAGAAAAAGAGGUCCUCCAUGUUACUUGGAAAGAUGAAAUUGAGCUCGGCUGCAGCUUAAGGGUAAACCGCAGGAAUGGCUCCACAAGUCGCUUACUUGAUUUUUUUAAUGAUUCUGUUUAUAUAAAAUGCCGAGCUAUUGACGAUCUCAUGGCUAUAUUGUAUUAUAGAAGAUACCCCAGAUAUGUAAUCGUAUGUUGCUCAAGUUACUCCUUUAAGCUUU